CACGUGACGAGGCAGCUCCGUUCCAGGGAGGGGAGCCGCGGCCGCUUGUGCAAGGCUUAGGGGGAGUCGCAGCCUCCGCGGCGGCAGCAGCAGCAGCAGCAGGCGGAAGCAGUCCGGGUGCACAUUGUUUGUGUGAUGACCGAUCCUCGCGUCCCUCCCUCCGCUGCCGGCUGACAAGGACCGCGAGGCGCGCGCCCGGAGGAGAAGAGCCGCUGCCGCCGUGCAGCCAGUGACCUUGGCCCGGAGAGUGGCAAAUUGCUCAGCGCAACAUUUGUCAGCGGAUCGUAGCAUUGGGACAUGGCGCAAGGAAAUAAUUAUGGGCAAAGCAGCAACGGGGUGGCUGAUGAAUCCCCAAACAUGCUGGUAUACAGAAAGAUGGAAGACGUCAUAGCACGCAUGCAGGAUGAGAAAAAUGGGAUUCCUAUUCGUACAGUCAAAAGUUUUCUUUCCAAGAUUCCCAGUGUCUUUUCUGGUUCAGACAUUGUUCAGUGGUUAACGAAGAAUUUAGCUAUAGAAGACCCAGUGGAAGCUCUACAUUUGGGGACGUUAAUGGCAGCCCAUGGCUAUUUCUUUCCAAUCUCAGACCAUGUUCUAACACUAAAGGAUGAUGGCACCUUUUACCGGUUCCAAACACCCUAUUUUUGGCCAUCAAAUUGUUGGGAGCCGGAAAAUACAGACUAUGCGGUUUACCUCUGCAAGCGAACAAUGCAAAACAAAGCACGGCUUGAGCUAGCAGACUAUGAAGCAGAGAGUUUGGCCAGGCUACAGAGAGCAUUUGCCCGGAAGUGGGAGUUUAUUUUUAUGCAAGCUGAAGCACAAGCAAAAGUGGACAAGAAAAGAGACAAGAUAGAAAGGAAAAUCCUUGAUAGCCAGGAGCGAGCAUUUUGGGAUGUACACAGACCGGUGCCUGGAUGUGUAAACACUACUGAAGUGGAUAUAAAAAAGUCUUCAAGAAUGAAAAAUCCUCACAAAACAAGAAAGUCUGUCUAUGGAUUACAAAAUGACAUUCGAAGUCAUAGUCCUACCCACACACCAGUACCAGAAACUAAGCCACCCACAGAAGAUGAAUUACACCAAGAGAUAAAAUAUUGGCAAAUACAGUUAGAUAGACAUCGAUUAAAAAUGUCAAAAGUUGCAGAGAGUCUGUUAGCUUACACAGAGCAGUAUGUGGAAUAUGAUCCAUUUCUUGUGCCGCCUGACCCCUCUAACCCGUGGCUAUCAGAUGACACUACAUUCUGGGAACUAGAGGUGUGCAAAGAGCCAGGGCAACAGAGGGUAAAGCGAUGGGGCUUUGGCAUGGAUGAAGCACUGAAGGACACAGUGGGGAGAGAGCAGUUUCUCAAGUUCCUGGAGUCAGAGUUCAGCUCAGAAAACUUAAGGUUCUGGUUAGCAGUUGAAGAUUUGAAGAAGAGACCUAAUCGUGAAGUACCUGCUCGAGUCCAGGAAAUCUGGCAGGAAUUUCUUGCUCCAGGAGCUCCCAGUGCCAUCAAUCUUGAUUCGAAAAGUUAUGACAAAACCACACAGAAUGUGAAGGACCCAGGAAGAUACACAUUUGAAGAUGCUCAGGAGCACAUUUACAAAUUGAUGAAAAGUGAUUCCUAUCCUCGUUUUAUACGAUCCAGUGCCUACCAGGAGCUGCUACAGGCCAAGAAAAAGUUGGAAAACACACUGGAUCGUCGAACAUCUUUUGAGAAAUUCACACGCAAUGUGGGCAGAAACAUCCCUAUUUUUCCCUGCCAUAAAAACUGUACACCAACACUGAGGGCGAGCACUAACCUGUUAUGAAAAGAGGGGAAAUCGCUCACUUCAAAGAGGUUAACCAGUCUAGUGCAGUCCUACUAAAAGGAUCAUCCUUGUAGCAUGGAAGCAGACUCAAAUCAUUAUACAUACUUUGUAGCUCACUGAUUGCCUGAAUCAGAGGACAGUAGAACAAGAUGUUGCAUGAGCAAGGACCUGACUUGUUUUCUUUUGUGUAUACUAAGGCAUUACAGACUCCGAGGGACUCUCUAACCUUUCGAUGCCUCCAUUUUGAAAAUUGUCUGCUCACUUCCUCCUUCAUAUCAAGCUGGAUCUGUGUCAUUUUAUUUUCUGCAAGCUCAAGUACAGUGAAAAAAAAAGCUUCUGCUAGACACAGUUUAUUAAAAAAUACUAUCCUUACACAAACUGGAAGAAAUGUAAAAAAAAUAUGCAUAUACUAAUAAAUAUACAUAUGGCAUCACAUUUAUUGCACAAUAAAUUAGCACAGCAGGUUCCAUUUCACUGACGUAUUCACACAGAGAAAGAAAGCCUGUGUCUUUGUCUGUUGUCUGUAUAUUCUUUGUUAAUGUUUCUUGCAUUUAUUUUUAUACCAUAUUUAAAAAAGAACACCUUUUAAUCCAAAUGUA
Gopherus evgoodei (Goodes thornscrub tortoise) is the source of this 2384-nucleotide messenger RNA. RefSeq names its product regulator of G protein signaling 7 (gene RGS7). The record is from RefSeq and is a predicted model, not a curated record. The transcript has 19 exons. Bases 298 to 1785 code for a protein of 495 amino acids. Gene Ontology annotation, biological process: regulation of G protein-coupled receptor signaling pathway; intracellular signal transduction; G protein-coupled receptor signaling pathway. NCBI's taxonomy places the organism in Eukaryota, Metazoa, Chordata, Testudines, Testudinidae.